GCGGAAGGUAACGCAGGAGUGCAGAUGUCGGGGAGUCCGCGCCAGACGCGAGACAGGAUGUCGUUUUAAUGGUUUUAAUGGUUUUAAUGGCUCCUUGAAGGAAACUUUCCAGUUCGGGUUUACCCCGUCACUCGUCGGGUCAGCGGCCAGGACAAAACUCUACCAUCAUGAUAAAAGAAUGCCUUCAGUUUUUAAUAGAACCAGCCAAGAACUUGAAAAUCCAUCUGAAGGAGCCUCGCAGGCGCACUCGAUGGGAGAGGCAGGAGCCACUGAGCGAGAGCCAGCUCUUCAUCAUGGAACUAGCCAGGGAGCUCACCUGGAUCUGUCAGAAGUCAGAUGUUCUGGUUCAUAUCUGGACUGGAGAAGAUAUUUGGCCACCAGCCAUGUGUCGUCAGUUCAUCAAGGAGACAGCCUCCAUACUGCAGCUGAUGGAGAACACAGAAGUUUCGUUGCUGACACUCACAGAUCUGCAUGUGAUGAACCAAGACUGUGGAGAGCGCUUAGUGUGUGUGACGGACGAUGAAGGGAAUGACCUCGGCGGGCCAAAGAGGUCCAUCAUGGACUGGAGCCGCAGGCAGAGGAGGAGACACCCGCACGGUGUCUGGCCGGGGGACUCUGUGCUGACGGUGCUGGGUGAUGUGGAGAUGGGGUGGAGAAAGGGCCACCUGCCCCACCUGCAGCCUGCCCUAGAGCUACUCAUUUGGGUGGCGCUGCUGACGCACCUGGACAAGGAGCUCAUUCCCAGACUGUGGCUUGCUCAGAAGCAGAGGAGCCAGAACAGCAAUGCUCUUCAGUACAUCCCACACACUGUGUGGAACUGGAUCUGUUGUGCAGCAGAGGAGGUGACCUUUGACCCAGACACGGCCCACUCAGCGCUGCUCGUGUCUGAUGAUGGGAAGCGGAUGCGCUGCUGUGUGGACUCCCGCCCCAUCCCGCUCAGCCGCUGCCGUUUCGAUGGCUGGAUGUGCGUCGUGGCCACAGAGGGCUUCACGGCUGGCCGGCACUACUGGGAGGUGGAGGUGGGAGAGCGAGACUGGCGUCUGGGCGUUGCCAAGGAGUCGGCGAGGCGAAACGGCUUCGGCUCGCUGGACUCGGGCAGCGGCUACCUCACCCUGCGGCUGGAGAGGGGCACGCGGCUGACGGCCCUCACCUUGCCCGUCACCAGGCUGGCGUGCUCACACCUGCCCCACCACGUAGGCCUGUACUUGGACUACGAGCAGGGCCAACUGUCCUUCUACGACACCCAGAGACGGGCGCACAUCUACACGUACUGCGGGACGUUCACAGAGAGGCUCUUCCCUGUGUUCGGAACAGCCGACAUCAUGAGGGACAUGGUGAUCAGACCUGCAGCGCUCAGGUGGUCCUGCCUGUGUGAUGGACCAUGCCUCUUCUGAUGAGAGAACACACACACACACACAC
Messenger RNA from Electrophorus electricus (electric eel), 1419 nucleotides. RefSeq lists its product as uncharacterized. Gene Ontology annotation, molecular function: protein binding. The record is from RefSeq and is a predicted model, not a curated record. Lineage: Eukaryota; Metazoa; Chordata; Actinopteri; Gymnotiformes; Gymnotidae.